This is a messenger RNA of Bursaphelenchus xylophilus (pine wood nematode), 1068 nucleotides long. The record is from the annotation of a GenBank genome assembly. Lineage: Eukaryota; Metazoa; Nematoda; Chromadorea; Rhabditida; Aphelenchoididae.
AUGUCUGCGAUGUCAAAGGAUGAUCUGGGUAAGAAAUUUUAUCAGUAGCGCCAUGUAUAAUAUAAAUUCAUGUCCAUCAUCGAGAUUUUUAGGUGAUGAAGAAGGUUGGAAGCCAAUAAUCAACACAAGAAAGCGCCGGGCUUGCUCAGCGAAUGGAAAUGGCGAAUGGUAAGAGAGUUUUGGCUUAAAUUUUAUAUUGUUUUAGUCUAACAUCUCCUGGCUCCUCUAGACCAAAACCAGAAGGUCGAUUCGCCCAUACAGUGCUGUCGUUGGAAAUGUUGGGAGAGUAUGUUGAUUUUUGUUUUAUAUUUUUUUGGUUUAGUGGUGAAAUAUCGGCGUACCAUGAGGAAUCUUAUCCAUCGACCAGCUCGAACGUAGAAUAUCGAGAACGUUAUGUUACGACGCAUAAGGACGAUUAUGACCCUGUGAUGCCAAAUGUGAUAGCAGAAGAGGUCAUUGUAGCUGAUGAGUACAUCGAUGUCGAGUCUGCAGCGUAAGUUUUCGCGCUAUUUAAUUUUGGACAUCUAAAUUAAUGUUUUUGAUUUUGGACUUCGAAAAUAGAAGUUUUGUUGAUGGUAUUGCUUACUAAUAGUAAGAUUAUGAAUUGUCCUUGGUAGUUAUAGCACAAUUUAUUUCGUUUGAGUUUGUUUUAGCUGUCUGGUCUCGAUUUUCCCUUGUAGCCUCAUGUGUAAUAUAAAAUUUGCUCAUAAUUUUUUUCCAGGAAGUCUCCUGAGCCCAAAGAUGAUAGGGCGCAUUUGGAAGCCCCUAUACGACGAAUUGUAACAUUAAAUAGGCCGCGCGAAUUGCAACGGCAACAGUUAUACAACUUAAAUCAACUUAAUCUUGACCUCAAGGCCGAAAAUCAACGACUCCGAGAUUCGUAAGUUAAUUUUGGUCUUACUAUUGUUGGAUUUUAGGAACGCACGGCUGAAGCUAGCUUUGAACGAUCGAGGCCUUAAGAUUAAGAACAUCUUGGCGGAGAAUGCGAAGUAUUGCGUGAUGUUCAAGCUGUUAGAAAAAGAAUUUGGUGUCGACGCUGUCAAAGACGUUGUAGGCGAUCGAUUAUAG